AUGUCUCCAACAAUUUACCAGCUUGGCCAUUUGCCAAUUAAAGAACAUGUGUUCUCACCAGACCGUAAGACGCUCGCAAUCACAAAGGCUAACACUGUGGAACUCUACGAUGUUUCGUCAGCCAGACCCCAGCUUAUCACCACAUUGAAGGGACAUGACAAGACUGUCACCUCGGUGGAUAUCUCUCCAGAUGGGUCGAGAAUCUUGACCUGUUCUCAAGAUCGUAAUGCAUUGGUCUGGGAAUACAACCCCCAAGAACAAGAAUACAAGCCCACCUUGGUUCUUUUGAGAAUUAACAGAGCUGCAACCGUUUGUAAGUGGUCACCAAAUGGUGAGAAGUUUGCAAUUGGGUCUUCUGAUAGAAUAGUGGCCAUUUGCUAUUACGAAGCUGAAAACGAUUGGUGGAUUUCCAAGCAUUUGAAAAAGCCAUUGAAGUCCACCAUCACCAGCUUAUCGUGGCACCCAAACAGCGUCUUGCUUAGUUGUGGAUCUACGGACGGUCAUGCAAGAGUUUUCUCUGCCUACAUUAAGGGAUUAGACUCUAAGCCUGAACCUACAGCUUGGGGUUCAAAAUUACCCUUCCAGACUUUAUGUGGAGAUUUUAUCAAUGAGACCGGGGCAUGGAUCCACGACGUUGCCUUCAGCCCUAGUGGUGAUGCCUUGGCUUUCGUAAACCACGACGCUUCGAUAGGUAUUGUUUACCCCAACGGACAGGAUCAGCCUCCUAGACUGAUCUUGAAUGUUAAGACAAACUACUUGCCUUUCAAGUCAAUUGUCUUCUUGACAGAAAACAAGAUAGUAGUUGGUGGUCACGAAUGUAAUUUGAUUGUAUUUGAAGGAACAGAGCAAGGGUGGAAGGAGUCUUACAAGGUUGAAAAGCAGAAGGAUUUGACACAUGACAACCCAAGAGUCGCUGAUUCUCUCAAUGAUGAUGAUGUGGAGAUCUCGUCGCACGAUGCUUUGAAUAUGUUUAGACAAUUGGACUUAAAGGGUAAGGUCAAUAAGCCCAACCCACAAGGCGGUGCAGCCAGGGCCUUGUCUACUGUGCACCAAAAUACCAUUUCCAAUAUCAGGUUAUAUGCAAGCAACCAGGUUAGUACUUCUGGGAUUGAUGGUAAGGUAGUCGUUUUUAGCGUUUAG
This is a messenger RNA of Dujonia railenensis, 1140 nucleotides long. Lineage: Eukaryota; Fungi; Ascomycota; Pichiomycetes; Serinales; Debaryomycetaceae. The record is from the annotation of a GenBank genome assembly.